AUGGAGCCCACAUACCAAAUGGAUUGUAAUUAUUUAAAUAAUUCAUGGACUUUCCUGAACCUUCUCUGGCUAAAAAUGCACGUAACUUUUUCGGGAAGCCUUGGGAUAUCCUGUUGUUCUUUUAUGUCGUCUACAUGUGCGGCAAGAGACUAAUUUGGUUCAAAUUUUCUCAGGCUGA
This is a messenger RNA of Nezara viridula (southern green stink bug), 178 nucleotides long. Lineage: Eukaryota; Metazoa; Arthropoda; Insecta; Hemiptera; Pentatomidae. The record is from the annotation of a GenBank genome assembly.